Dunckerocampus dactyliophorus (ringed pipefish) is the source of this 1773-nucleotide messenger RNA. RefSeq names its product hsp90 co-chaperone Cdc37. Gene Ontology annotation, biological process: protein folding; protein stabilization. The transcript is spliced from 8 exons. Lineage: Eukaryota; Metazoa; Chordata; Actinopteri; Syngnathiformes; Syngnathidae. Bases 278 to 1408 code for a protein of 376 amino acids. Gene Ontology annotation, molecular function: protein kinase binding; protein-folding chaperone binding; heat shock protein binding. Gene Ontology annotation, cellular component: cytoplasm. The record is from RefSeq and is a predicted model, not a curated record.
UAAGACGUACGACGUCUGCCGGAAAUGUACAGGAGUACUUUCUAGAAUGUAGCAGCAACCUCAUGCUAGCUCAUUCCUUGUAUAUUUUUUAUAUUAGGAUUUCUCUUGUUAAAUCUACUGAAGCGUUGAAGGCAAUCCCAAUAUAAUAUUGUCAGAUUUAUGAUUCUCACUUAAAUUCGCCUUAAAUAGCCUUCGUUAGGCCCCACUAUUUUAGCGGAAUCGUAGCUUAAAGCUAACGCGGCUCUGCGUCGAGGAGACUAAUUAACUGGUAGGCAUCAUGUCGAGGAUAGACUACAGCGUGUGGGACCAUAUUGAGGUGUCAGACGAUGAAGAUGACACCCACCCGAACAUCGACACACCAAGCCUCUUCAGGUGGAGACACCAGGCCCGCGUGGAACGGAUGGAAGAAUUCGAGAAGAAAACGCAAGACCUGAACAAGGGACUCACAGAAUGCCGCCGCAAGUUGUCAGAAAUGCAGAAGAAAAUCCAGGACAUGAGCCUCUCCACAUCAGAGGACAACAAAUCUGACCUGAGCAAAGCGAAGACGGAGGAGAAGAAACUGAAGAAGGAGGAGCGCGACUGGGAGAGGAAGCUGGAGGACCACUGCCGGGAGGAGAAGAAGAUGCCGUGGAACGUGGACACGCUCAGCAAAGAAGGCUUCAGCAAGAGCAUCGUCAACGUCAAACCCGAAGCUGUGGAGGAGUCCGAAGAAGAGAAGGAGAAGAAGCACAAAACCUUUGUGGAAAAAUAUGAGAAGGAGAUCAAGCAUUUUGGCAUGCUGCGGCGCUGGGAUGACAGCCAGAAGUACUUGUCUGACAACCCUCAUCUAGUGUGUGAAGAGACUGCCAACUACCUGGUCAUCAUGUGCAUCGACCUGGAAGUGGAGGAGAAACAUGCCUUGAUGGAGCAAGUGGCUCACCAGACCAUCGUUAUGCAGUUCAUCCUGGAGUUGGCCAAAAGCCUCAAGGUGGACCCACGGGGAUGCUUCCGUCAGUUCUUUGCCAAGAUCAAGACAUCCGAUCAGCAGUAUCAGGAUGCCUUCAACGACGAGAUGGAGUCGUUCAAGGACCGGGUGCGUGCCCGGGCGAAGAUCCGAAUAGAAAAGGCCAUGAAGGAAUAUGAGGAGGAGGAGCGACAGAAACGCCUUGGACCUGGAGGACUCGAUCCUGUUGAAGUGUUUGAGUCUCUACCACAGGAGAUGCAGAAAUGCUUUGAUGAGAAAGACAUCCAAAUGCUGCAAGAUGUCAUCAGCAAGAUGGAUCCAACGGAGGCAAAGACGCACAUGAAGCGCUGCAUCGACUCGGGGCUUUGGGUCCCCAACUCCAAGCCGGAUGACGGGGAAGAGAAAGAGGAAGACUCCACUUAUGAGGAGGUCAAAGAGGAACUGGAAGAAGCCAAGAAUGAAUGACCAUCGGGGAGACCCUUUGUCUGUUUGCGAACCCCCCGCAGCUCCUAUAAGUGUACGAAUAGUUUGCCAUGUAAGAAAAACAAUGACAUAGACGCAUAUAUCCGUCUGACAAGUAAAGGAUUGGCUGUCACCUAACUCUUACUGAUGCUUCCAGCUCGGGAAUGAACUGCAGCUUGUCUUAUUUAGGCCUGUUUGAAAUAAUUGCGAUGUACACUCAUGUCGAGAGUACUAAUACUCUCAUUUCCCCCUCUGAAUAUGUUGGCUUUUUUUUCUUUUUUUUUAGAUGUAGGCCUGCAGCAGUCAAUGUAAUCAGGUUGGAAGUUGCCACCUAUUUUCUAUAAACUAUAAACUCAACUUGAGGCCGA